CUCUCCAAAAUCUUGCCUCUAAUCCAAUGCAACGAGUGGGCAGCAACUAUAGACCUGUCGGAUGCCUACCUACACGUCCCUGUAGCCCCCUGGUCACAGAAUCUGCUCGGCUUCGCGAUAGGGGAAAGAACAUAUGUCUAUCAAGCCCUCCCAUUCGGACUUCGCUCAUCCCCUCGCACCUUCACUCUCAUAGUAAGAGCAGUCGCAGCCGCACUACGAGAGAGAGGGAUAAAAAUAUUCUGCUAUCUCGACGACUGGCUGCUUCUAGGCCUCUCACAACAGUCACUAAACAGACAGGUUCAGACCACAAUCGAUCUCGUCACCAGUCUGGGGUUUAUCAUAAACAGAGAGAAAUCAAAACUAACCCCAACCCGGAACCCAGAUUUUCUGGGGGCAUCCAUAGAUAUCCAAAGUCAAAAAGCAACGCCAACACCUCACAGAAUCCUAAAGGUGCAAGAGACGGCUUCCAACCUACUCCAUGCCCCAAAGUCCUCGGUCAAAUACUGGCAGGUCUUCUUGGGUUUACUGGCAAGCCUAGUGGAUGUGGUACCUCGAUGCAGACAACACAUGAGAAUUCUCCAAAUCCACCUACAAAAAUACCUAUGCCCAACGUCACAGGCAAACAAGACAAUGGUUCCCAACAAUUCCAGGACUCGAGCAGCAAUUCAGUGGUGGCUGCACCUCCCCAAUCUAACGGCAGGGAAACCUUUUCAAUUCCCCCCUCCAACCCUCACGAUCCUAACGGAUGCAUCGAAACAAGGUUGGGGAGCAGUGCUAGAUCUCGACCAAACCGGGGGGGCAUGGAACCCUCUGGAAAGAAAUUGGCACAUCAACAAAUUGGAAAUGGUAGCUGUCCAACGGGCCCUCCUACAUUUUCAGACAGAGAUCGAGGGGAAGUCAAUCCUCAUAAAGUCAGACAACAAGACUGUAGUGGCUUUUAUCAACCAUCAGGGGGGAACCAGAUCAAGAACCCUGUGCUUCCUAACAUUGGAAAUCCUUCAGUGGUGCAUCAACCAGGCAAUCUUCAUCCGGGCAUCGUACAUACCGGGCAAGGACAACUACAUUGCCGAUUUCAUAUCACGGGGGAGAUAUCUACCGACGGAAUGGAUGCUCCACCCCGUGAUAACGAGACACAUCUUCAAUCGAUUUGGCCAGCCGUCUGUCGACCUAUUUGCUUCGGAACUGAACAGACAAUUACAAACAUAUUGCACAAAACACAGGGACCCCAAGGCCCUGGCAACAGAUGCGUUCUCGAUCCCGUGGAACAACGUUCUCAGCUACGCUUUUCCUCCCUUUGCAAUCAUCACAAGGGUACUGACCAAAGUCCGGGAGGAGAAUGCCACCACCCUCCUAAUCGCCCCAUGGUGGCCCCGUCGACCAUGGUUUCCAACUCUGGUGAACCUUCUGAACGAUUACCCAGUAAUCCUACCAGACAGAAAGGACAUACUGAGACAACCGGGGACAACACAGUACUACCCGAACCCUUCGAGACUGAAACUAACACUCUGGCCAAUUACAGGGCAACAGCACUUGCGGCGGGACUUUCUGAAAGGGCUGCCGAUCUUACAGCACAGUGCCUCCGAGAGUCAACUAGAUCCACCUAUGAUUCAAGACUUCUGCACUACAUCAGAUGGUGCCGGGAAUCAGAGAUUGAUCCACCCAAAGUAUCUUUAGGUGAACUAGCUGAAUUCCUUAUCUCUCUUUAUGACAAGGGUCUUUCACUUAACACUAUUCGUGGCUAUAGGUCAGCCAUAGCUGUUAUUCACAAAGGGUUUUCGAACGGCGAAUCUGUAUCCUCAUCUAUCAUGCUGACAAGGUUAAUGAAAUCGUUUUUUCUUACUAGACCCAGUAAGAAGACGUUGUCUCCUGCCUGGAGUCUCCCCAAGGUACUCCAAACUCUUAGUAGGGCCCCAUAUGAGCCCCUACACAAAGCUUCUCUUAAAGACCUUACGAUCAAGACAGUUUUUCUCCUGACAACAGCUUCUGGUCAACGUCGCAGUUCUGUCCAUGCACUUACCACCAGCUCAGGUCACAUACGCUGGGAGAAGAACAAAGUAAGGCUCCUCCCACAUGCACGCUUCUUAGCCAAAACCAACGUGAGUCAUCCCAGCCCCUGGAGAUUGUUCUUCCUUCCAUACAGUCCCUCUCCUCCAUCGCUGAAGAUAAACUGUGGUGUCCAGUUAGAGCUCUAAAGUGGUACAUAAACAGGACACAGAACUUACGGUCAUCAGAGCAACUUUUCGUUAGUUGUCUACCACCACAUAAAGCUGUCUCUCGUGAUACCAUCUCUCGUUGGAUUGUGUCGGCUAUCAAAUCAGCGGGCCAGGUUGCCCUCUUUUCUGACAGAAUUCGAGCACAUGACACAAGGGGCCUUGCUGCCUCAUGGGCCCUCUUCAACGGUGCCUCCAUGGAGGACAUACUCAACGCUGCAUACUGGUCAAGUUCAAACACCUUUACGGCAUGCUACCUGUCCGAUGUACUUCAGACUGAGACUGAGUUUGCAAGGGCAGUGCUGUCUUGCUCAAGAUCUUAAAUUGGGUAAGGAAUUCACACGAUGACUUAUUUAUGUUUUGGUCCAUCAUCUAUCUGUGUUCCCUUCCUCCCAUAGUUAACAUGUGGUAAUCUAGCAUUAAUGGUAUAGGUAAGUAUGGCGUAGUCUGCCGUAGAUUUGUAUUUUCAGUAGUGAAAAUCAUAUCUACUAAGUAGCCAUACUUACCUAUACCAAACCCGCCCUCCUUCCCCUUGAGUUAGAUGAUGGCGUAACAGGCGCCUUGGAAAGAGGAAGUGUUAUUGGCGCGGGGCCUUAUAUACUACUGACGGUCGGGGUUUCCUGCACUGACUCCGACGGAGUAUGACGUCACAAAAAGACUUAGUCUGUGUUUACAGACUCUUUUUUGUGUUUUUCUCUAAGGAGAAAACCUUUGCCGGUAAAUAGCGGGUAAAGUAAGGGAAUAGCAUUAAUGGUAUAGGUAAGUAUGGCUACUUAGUAGAUAUGAUUUUCACUACUGAAAAUAC
Messenger RNA from Strongylocentrotus purpuratus (purple sea urchin), 3015 nucleotides. RefSeq lists its product as uncharacterized. NCBI's taxonomy places the organism in Eukaryota, Metazoa, Echinodermata, Echinoidea, Camarodonta, Strongylocentrotidae. Bases 27 to 2192 code for a protein of 721 amino acids. The transcript has 2 exons. The record is from RefSeq and is a predicted model, not a curated record.